GAUGUCGGUGCCCAGUCUUUGACAAAUUAGGUCAAUUUUCUCCGAUAUAAAUGCGUCUUGUUGUCGCAAGAUAGCUCAUUUUAGUGCAAAGUUUCAUAUCACCGUAUAGUCAGGUGUAUACCGGGUGUAGUGAGCACCGUAGUAGUAGAUAUCUGCUCUAUUCGGACUCAAAAUGGGCUGGUUGAUUGCAAAAGUUCUUCUCUUCCUGCUUUUCUAUGUACAUUGCCUUGUACAUUUUGUACAUGGUGUACAGACCACUGCAAAUACAGAAACCAGGCAGUCAGGUUUGCUCAAACAACUCUCUGGUCACCCGUCAACUGAAAUAAAAGAUUGGAAGUUACCAAAUUCCCUGAAAUAUCAGCCCAAAGCGACAUGUCCCUGUGAUGAUCCGAAGUGGUGUGACCAAAUUGAAAAGACAUAUGAAAAAGAGUUGUUCGUCUUUGCCACCCGGAAUGACAGUAAUCAUUGGAUGAAGUUUGACUGGUCCAAAAUUACCACUGUUGUCCUAUUUGGUUUCAUGGACCACAAGCUGGUCUGUUAUGCUCACAAACAUGGUGCGAGAGCUGUAACACUUGGUAACUUUCCAAUCGCUAACCUGACCAAUCUUACAAAUAGAACAUCAUGGGUGAAAACCACAGUGAGCUUUAUUCAAGAUAACUACUUGGAUGGUGUGAACUUUGACAUUGAAGAGCCGAUCGCCAAAAAUGACACUCGUCGAAUAAAUGCCCUGACAGCUUUGGUUGCUGAAACAUCAGGAGUGCUGAAACGUUUGAGUCCGCAUUACCAGAUAACCUUUGACAUCGCCUAUACACCUUGGGGCGGCAGACAUUACGAUUAUAAGGGCCUGUCGCAGGUGACGGAUUUUCAGUUUAUUAUGGCCUAUGAUGAGCAUUCUCCUGGUCCUACGUGGUCGGCAGGGGCUAAUUCGGACUUUACCAAUACCUUUAAUGGUAUCAAGAACUUUGUCAGUAUUGGUAUCAAACUGGAACAGUUGGUCUUGGGACUUCCUUGGUAUGGGUAUGACUACGAAUGCAUCACUUUGACUAAGGAUAAUGUAUGUACCAUCCCGCACGUACCGUUCCGUGGCAUCAAUUGCAGUGACGCGGCUGGUCGUCAGGUCAACAGCUUUGACAUUAUUCCCAGAGUAGACACGUCCGUUUCUGGCAGAUUGUGGGAUGACAAAAGUCUCUCGCCAUAUUUCAAUUAUAAGGAUGCCAAGACAGGCAAAAUGCACCAAGUAUGGUAUGAUGAUCCAGUAAGUCUCAAGCUGAAAUACGAUUAUGCAGUGCAACUGGGAAUGCGUGGUGUUGGCAUGUGGCAUGCCGAUUCCCUUGACUACACCGACACUGCCAUCGGCAUUGAAGAGAGGAUUGCCACGUGGGCCAUUUUGCCAGACUAUGGAAAGGUGUGAUGUUUAUAUAAAGAUAUGAUGUGAAAUAAUCAAAUAAUGGAUCACGACAUUUAGCAUUUUCGAUAACUUAUACAGCGUUGAAGAGAGGAUUGCCACGUGGGCCAUUUUGCCAGACUAUGGAAAGAUGUGAUGUUUAUAUAAAGAUAUGAUGUGAAAUAAUCAAAUAAUGGAACACGACAUUUAGCGUUUUCGAUAACUUAUACAGCGUUGAUUGAAGAGAGGAUUGCCAUGUGGGCCAUUUUGCCAGACUAUGGAAAGAUGUGAUGCUCAUUAGAUAUGAUAUGACAUUAUCAAAUAAUGGAACAUGACAUUUAGCAUUUUCAAUAACUUGUACGGCGUUGAAGAGAGAAUUGCUAUGUGGGCCACAUUGUAGGCAAAUUUGGGGAGGGGGGGGGGCAGCAGGGAAUUAUUGGUAUAUAUAUUAGAGGUAUAGUACUGUUCUCAGCUACAUAUAGUUAUUAAUUACAAUAGUUACAAUGUUUAUGUGAAUGGGACACCUAUAAGUUAGAGGGUGAUUUUGAAGAGUUUUAACGCAAAAUGAUUAAAUUUCGCAACUUCAAAUAAAAUGGCUUUAAAGUUAAACUGAUAAUGCAUUGGAAUAUUUCGGACCUCUUUUUUCAUGAAAGUCUUACUUUUGGCCCGAAUGCUCUGAAAUAUGCAGGACAGAUUAGACAUCAUAUCGGCAAUGCCAUGGUAACUCCAAAAUGUUGGAUAUGGCUAAUAUAGUGCAUUUUGCGAUGAAGCUCUUCAUUUGGAAAUACAGUGGAACCUCCUUUAUGCAGACACCUCUCUAUUAAGGACAGCCUCUAUUAAGGACAUUAGUUUUGGUCCCAAAUUGGUUGUUUCCAUUCAAUGUGACCUCUCUAAUUAGGACACCUCUCUAUUAAGGACAGCACAUUUCAGUCCCGAGGGUGCCCUUAAUAGAGGGGUUCUACUGUAUUGUAGAGCAUGUGGUAUAUGAAAUUAUUGUAUUUUAUAUUGUAUUUAUAUUUUCAUAUAUAUAUGUGAGAUUGAUCUCAAUCUGUAAUAGGAUUCAUCAGGCUGUAUGAAAAACUGUGAUCUUAACAUAGCAGGUCAAGUUUGAUUUCAUGCCAGUGCAAAGGAGAGCGAUAAAUUAAAAUUGUAUACAGCUGUACGUAUAUGGACAAUGAAUAUGCAGCUGGCUUGAUGCCUUGGAGGCUCUGUGGGAGGCAAGGUGGUCCCAGCAAUAAUUGGCUCUGACCAACUCGAUGACGCAUGACUUGUUUCUAUUAGGCUGGGUUUACAUAGGAGUCACAGCAUAGGUUCCGUUUACAUGUUUUUACACAGGAGUCACAGCAUAGGUUUACACGUCUUUACAUAGGAAUCACAGCAUAGGUUUACAUGUGUUUACAUAGGAGUCACAUCAUAGGGUUACAUGUGUUUACAUAGGAGUCACCGCAUAGGUUUACAUGUGUUUACAUAGGAGUCACUUGUCGUGACACUUGAAGGCGUUACACGACCGGAGGGUUAGAAGUGACAUGUGAACACCUUAUGUAGCUUUGGAAAAGACUUGCUCGUUCUUUGUCACUGGGUGGAUGUUUUAUCUUCCCAGAGAGUCCCAGAUCUGAAUGCCCAAGUAAAAUAUCAACUGAAUUGGGUAUUGAAAACAGGGCAGCAAGUUUUCGCCA
Lineus longissimus is the source of this 3060-nucleotide messenger RNA. Its product is annotated as di-N-acetylchitobiase-like. The record is from RefSeq and is a predicted model, not a curated record. Gene Ontology annotation, molecular function: chitin binding; hydrolase activity, hydrolyzing O-glycosyl compounds. Lineage: Eukaryota; Metazoa; Nemertea; Pilidiophora; Heteronemertea; Lineidae. The transcript is spliced from 7 exons. Gene Ontology annotation, biological process: oligosaccharide catabolic process. Bases 173 to 1411 code for a protein of 412 amino acids.